Zasmidium cellare ATCC 36951 is the source of this 588-nucleotide messenger RNA. RefSeq lists its product as uncharacterized. Gene Ontology annotation, cellular component: membrane; mitochondrial envelope. The transcript is spliced from 3 exons. Gene Ontology annotation, biological process: mitochondrial electron transport, succinate to ubiquinone; tricarboxylic acid cycle. Gene Ontology annotation, molecular function: ubiquinone binding; heme binding. The record is from RefSeq and is a predicted model, not a curated record. Bases 1 to 588 code for a protein of 195 amino acids. Lineage: Eukaryota; Fungi; Ascomycota; Dothideomycetes; Mycosphaerellales; Mycosphaerellaceae.
AUGGCCUCCGCCCUCCGAUCAUCUGUGCUGCGCCAGGCGCUGGCCGCUCCCUCCAAGCGCGCCUUCUCCUCCGCCGUCCCCGCCUUCAGAUCGCAGCAAUCGCACGUGAAACCAUCAUGGCACAUCCACCGAGCUGCCUUCCAGACCUCUGCGCGACGACCCAUCCUCCCUCCUCUCCCUCAGGUUAUCCAUGGCUCCGUCAAUGACCCCGUCAAGACGCCUGAACCACACCCGUCGCAUGGCAGCUACCAUUGGACCGCCGAGAGACUGGUUUCUGCCGCACUCCUCCCAAUCACGAUAAUGCCAUUUGCUGUGGGCUCCCUGAACCCGGUGUUGGACGGUACUUUCAUUGGCCUAAUCAUCAUCCACACCUAUAUUGGAUUCCAGUCUUGCAUCACUGACUACAUCCCCACCUGGCGCAUGCCCACUGUCCGCAAGCUGUUCGACUGGGCCAAUGUUUUGGCUGUCUUCGUGGUUGGCUGGGGUUACUACGAAUUUGAGACCAACGAUGUUGGCUUGACUGAGGCCGUCAAGAGAGUGUGGAGAGCUGGAUCAAACGCAAAGGAGGUUGCUGAGAAGGCAUCGUAA